AUGGAUAAUCAGAUUCUGAUUGGCAAAAAUCUGUCAAAACUUUCAACGAAAAAUGCUGCCUUGGAGAGAGCAAGCGGGCUAUCGCAGCAGAAGGAUGACGUAAAGAAGAUAAAGAGAGACAAUGCAUUUGCACUGAUUCAUGGCUUGGAUUCUGAGGAUUCUACUGCCGCACCAUCAGAUCCUGCAUCUGCAGAACGAGUGGAAUUAAAGGUUAUAACUGAAAGUAUGAAAAAGAAAUUGUCCAAGGUGGUAAACAAUCAGUAUGAAUAUAACAGGAGGCAGUUUCUGGCCGCGUCAUGGGCGUAUUUGAAGCAUCCCGAUUCAUUUAUUAAUACAACAACUGAUAAUUUUAUUUCCAGUCAUCUUGAUUUGCUAUUUAGCAAGUAUGAUGAAAAUAAACCCCCCGUUAGAGAAGAGAGUGUGCCGGAAUCACUAGAAUCCAACGAACAAUCAUCUUCCUAUGAAAAUACAGAUUCCGAAGACAUGUGUGAAGACAUUCCAGAUUUGUUUGAUAAUGAGUACUUUGAGAAACCAGAACACACACUAAAGAACCGUUGUGAAAAUUUCUUCAAAACUCACGGUCUUGUUGUAAAAGUUCGAAGAUUACCAUUGGAUUACAACAAGCCAAACGGUACACAAAAUAGAAGACCUGCCAAGGCAUUAAACACACUAUCAUUAUACCCACCUUAUCAUUUUAUUUCUAGACACCGGCGCCAUUUAUUUGAACAACUUAUGCGUUCACGCACAUUUUUAGAUACAAGAUAUAAUAGUUGCAAUGAAAUGCGGAAUUCAAAGUCACCUUUUUCACUAUUUGAGGUACAUCCUAAUAUUUUGAACCAUUUUAAUGAGUUAAAAAAUGAUUUUUCGGAUCCAGAAUUUUCUGGAGUGUAUAUUUCGUUAAACACGAAACCAUAUCAGACGACAAGUGAAUUUGGAAAGGCGAAUAGAACAAAACUAAUAGCUUGGGCACUUGUUGAAAUUUUGACAAACAACGAAAGAUGCCUAAAAUGUUUGUGGAUACAUCCAUCUAUAUCUGCUACGGGAACAACAGACGUACUAUCGGCUUUUUUGCCUUAUGUCAUAUUCGUAUCAUUUUCUGUCAAACCGCCGUCUAUCGAUUUAAGAUAUCAAAACAAACUAUUUUAUGUUUGGCUUAGUGAUUUUGACCAUUUUCCGCGUCAGACUUUGGUACUACUUACCAGCGUAAAGAGAUUUGGCUUAAUAAAGCAUUACGAUCGCCCAGAAAACUCACAAACUAAGGAUGUAACAAGAAGCCACGCAGAUGCUGGUAUUCAGGACGAAAAGUGUUUUUGUAACAGCCAUGCAAAUUGGAAUGACUGCGACCAAGUCAUUCUAGGUUGUACUGAACAGCUUAUGCAUAUUCUCAUACCAAAAUGGAUAAAGGUUGUAAAACAGGGAUAUUCCACACACCUGCUCGAUGACCUGGAAAAAAUUACAUCUCCAGACAUACUGUCAAGUUCACAAAAGUCAACUGAAACUGUAAACGAGAUUAAAACUGCAGAGUUUACUGGGCUAGAACAUUCGGAAAUUAGGGACCUAAUGAUGCAUCUAUAUGGAGCAAGGUGGAGACUAAGGCUCAAAAUAAAGACUUUGAGAAACGUAAAACUCUCAAGCAGCAGCUACACGUCAAAAGAUGAAUAUUCGGCAUCCUCCAAUGAGCGAGAACAGAGAAGAAAACGCAGAGAACAAAAACUCUAUAGAUGA
This is a messenger RNA of Theileria equi strain WA, 1725 nucleotides long. RefSeq lists its product as hypothetical. The record is from RefSeq and is a predicted model, not a curated record. The transcript has a single exon. Lineage: Eukaryota; Apicomplexa; Aconoidasida; Piroplasmida; Theileriidae. The coding region runs from base 1 to 1725 and encodes 574 amino acids.